This is a messenger RNA of Dichotomopilus funicola, 1650 nucleotides long. Its product is annotated as cytochrome P450. Gene Ontology annotation, molecular function: monooxygenase activity; iron ion binding; heme binding. The transcript has 4 exons. The record is from RefSeq and is a predicted model, not a curated record. The coding region runs from base 1 to 1650 and encodes 549 amino acids. NCBI's taxonomy places the organism in Eukaryota, Fungi, Ascomycota, Sordariomycetes, Sordariales, Chaetomiaceae.
AUGGGCCUGCUUGUCGAGUAUGGAGAUUAUAUUCUUUCCGGUUUUGUGCUCGCCGUAAUCAUCCGCAUCUUCACAUCCAGGAAGACUAUACGACGGAACGGUGAAGCGUUGAGGACCCCGCCAGGUACCCUACCUUUAGUUGGUAACAGCAUCAAGUUCCUUCAGCCUCGUUGGGACCUGCUCGACUGGUUCAACAAAUGUCAGUGUCAGUUUGGCUACGAGACAUUGGCCCUCACUGUGCCCACUUUCCCUUCCGCAGUCCUCAUCCAAGAUCCUCGGAAUCUGGAGUUCGUCUUCAAAAAUGAGAGCUUGUUUACCAAGGGCGCGUUUGUGAAACGCCGUUCUUGGGACUUGUUCGGAAAUGGCAUCAUUAAUGCCGAUGGGGACUUCUGGAAGCUGCAGCGAAAAGCCGGCUCAGCAUUUCUCAACACGGCCAACUUGAAAGUGCUCACCGAUGUGUUACUUCCUCGGUACAUAUCUGAGAGUCUCGACGACUUGCACUUGAGCACUAAGCGAGACACGGUGGAUCUUCAGCAUGUCUUCCAUGAGAUAACCACUAAGCUCAUGGGUAAAAUGGCUUACAAUAUGGAAAUGCAUGCUGACGAUAUCUUCUCCCAAUCCUUUGACUUCGCCUCCGGUGCAACCGCGAAACGUUUUCAGAACCCUCUAUGGCUCGUUACUGAAUAUUUCUUGGGCUCUGAAUUCCGGAGGUCAGUAUCAGCCGUCAAGGAAUUCGGCCGCCACAUCGUCGCCAAUGCGGUCCAAGGCCGAGAGGAGCAGACUGCGAAAGACGAACCUACGGACCCGGAUAGCAAAGUUGACCAUAUCUCGGGUUCCCUCAUCCGGUCUCUACUUGAUGCGCUCGGGGAUGAGCAAAUUGUUGCUGACGCCGCCUUGAACUACCUUUCUGCCGGCCGCGAUACUACCGGCCAAGCCCUCACUUGGACCUUCUAUCUCCUCCUCCAGCACCCUGAAGCGGUCACCAAGAUCCGGGCCGAGGUCCAAGACCUUCUCGACCAACAAAUGCAACAACAGCCAGAUUCUCCCUCACCUACACUCAUCACCAGCAGCAACCUUCCUAUACUCAACGCCGAUCUAACGCUCUUCACGCCACAAUCUCUCCCCUACACAACUGCCGCAUUUCAUGAGGCACUCCGUCUGUAUCCACCCAUCCCUUUUGAGUUCCGCCAAGCACAAGCCGACACCACCCUGCCCGACGGCACCUUCCUGCCACGCCACUCGGUGGUAAUGUGGUGCUUGUGGGCAAUGCAGCGAUCACAGUCAACAUGGGGAUAUGAUGCGGAGGACUUCCGACCCGAACGGUUCUUGGUGUGUGACGAUGAACACCAAGGCCAAGGUCAAAGCCAAACCCAAGACGAUCACCUAAGCGAAAAUAAAAAGAAUUCCCGGCACUUCGCCGUGGGCAAGUCAACCAGUGAGUUUCCCGUCUUUCACGGCGGUGUUCGCACGUGUUUGGGGCGCAAGAUGGCCGAAGCCAUCGCCGUGCAGGUUAUUCCCAGUGUGGUCUGGGGAUUUGAUCUAGAACAGGGGUGGGAGGGUCCUCUGGAAGGGAGACGAAGUCACACAAGUCUGACGCUGCCCAUGGAGGGCGGAUUACCUGUGAAGGUGAGAAGGAGGGUGGUGGAUUGA